Molecule: messenger RNA, 2684 nt
Organism: Anastrepha obliqua
Lineage: Eukaryota; Metazoa; Arthropoda; Insecta; Diptera; Tephritidae
Gene: Usf
Product: myosin-G heavy chain
Exons: 4
Coding region: 252-1730 (492 amino acids)
Biological process (GO): regulation of transcription by RNA polymerase II
Molecular function (GO): protein dimerization activity; DNA-binding transcription factor activity, RNA polymerase II-specific; RNA polymerase II cis-regulatory region sequence-specific DNA binding
Source: RefSeq, a predicted model, not a curated record
AUAACGAAAAAAGCAAAAUGUAAGAUAACUUAUUGGAAAAUAUUGUUUAUUUACGAGUGCAGUUAUUGCGGGUUUUUUAAGAGCACGUAAACAGGAAUAGAUGUGCAGAAGUCAUUCAAUACCUAUUUAAUUUUGCCCCCUUAGUGUGAAUACUACGUUAAAUUGUUAUUGUGCUUUGGGGGUCAUUGUGCACGACGGACGGAGCAACGUAUACACAGGUACACCAAAGCUAGCAUGAAGUGAAUGCCACUAUGAAUAGAAGGAACAAAAGAGCACGUUUGGAGUUAUCUGUGACGCCGACCACUAUCGAUGCGGGCAUCGGCAGCGGUUGUGCAGUUGCCUCCAACAUUGGUGACACACAAAGCAUCUUUUUGGGCAAUACUACAAACUCAAUCACCAACGGCACUGAAUCAGUUAGCAUGUUACCCGCAAAUGUAUUUCUAACUAUCUGUGAUGAAAACUCGGACGAGUCGCAGGACUAUUUGGCAAUUGGCAGUACCUUGGCACAAAUUAAACAAGAGCAUGAAGAUGCGCUAUGUAUUGGCAAUGUAAGCAGCAGCAGCAGCACACAGUCAACACAAACAUUACCACUACAAUAUCGUAUUGUCAAUCAAACACAACGCCAGUUGCCCAGUAUUGAGAAUAUUACAAGUAGUAGCGUAAUUAGUAAUAACACGGCCAAUACUUUAAGUGCAACGCUGCCAAUGCAACUACCCAACGGCUGCGAAAUAUAUAUAGUCAAGGAAUACGUGGACAAUAUUCCCACCAUACUGACCGAAGACAGUGAGUUAUUGCAAGGUCCGUCUAGCACAAUGGCAGGCACUACUUCAGCAAUAAAAUUAGAGCCAGACUCUUGUGCAACAUCCACAGCGGGCGUUUCCGCCUCUACUUCCACACCCUCAAUCAAUGGUGUACAAAUUUUGCGUAAUACAUCGCUGCCUUGCAUGAUCACUACUAAGCUCCCGAAUACUGCAACUGAUGGGCGAAUAAGUACUAAUAGAAAUGCCGUAAGAGUGUCAGCUAUAAGCGCUGGUGAUAUACAAGACAAUAGUACAAAACGCAGUUGCAUAUUGGAAGCAUAUAAAAAGCGCGACGAUAAGCGGCGCGCCACUCAUAAUGAGGUUGAGCGACGUCGCCGCGACAAAAUAAACAAUUGGAUAUUUAAACUCAAAGAAAUGCUGCCUAUAGAAGGCGGCAAUAAUAACAACAAUAAUCAUCAGCAAAGCAGCAUAUUGGAGCAUUUGGCACCAAAAAUCAAUACCAACACAAGCAAUGGAAAUAAUAGUACUAACAAUAAUAACAGUAACGGUAGUAAUCGAACGCCGCCUAGCGAUUCCAAAUCACAAAUACUAAUCAAGGCUUGCGAGUAUAUCAAAACAAUGCAGAACGAGAUCAAGAGCCUACGCGAGUGCCUUAGCGAAAAUGAAAAUUUACGCUUGAGUAAUCAGCGUUUACAAAAUGAGUUGUCUAAAUUGCAGAGUGAAAAGGCGGCGACAGUGAGCGCCACUUUACAUACACGCAAUUUCAAUAGCAAUUUCAACAUAACCUUAAACAGUUUGAAUAGCAAUAAUAGUAACGGCAGUGGUGGCGUUGGUGGUGGGGCAAGUAGCGCUAGUAGUAGCCCUGGUGGCACUGGCAGCAUUUUUAGCAGUCUCAACAUUACGCCGAAUGUAAGCAGUACGAAUACGUUCCCGAAACGCGAAUUAAUUAUUCGAGAUUAUGUCGAUUAGAAAAGAAGUAGCUAUUAAUUUAAAAAUUGUGCAAUUUUUUAUUUUAUUUUGUUACUUAACUAAGGAGAGGUUGUAUUACUAGUUGCCGUGUCCUACACUUUUUUCUUAUUUAAUAGUUAAUUUUCUGACGGAUCACUCUCCUAAUGAGGGCAAAGAUUUUACUAGUUCACGAUUAUUGUUACCAGUACAUAAAUAUUAUAAUUACGAAUAAAAGUUUAGGAAAAAAUAUAUACUAUAAACUUACACUAUAAAUUUGUAGCUUAGAAUAAAACUUUAAAACUAGUUGCAACGUGCUUCUCAAUAUUAUAAGCGCUUCCUUCAAUUAGUGCAAAAUCCGCGCAAAUAGCGCUCACUCUUACUCUGUUUCUGUCUUUCUCACACACACAUACUCAUAUGUAGCUAAAAAUGUAAGCAUAUUUGAUCCCUUAUCUUCUUAAAUUUAAGAAAAAAAUAAAGCUGUUUUAAGCCAAAAAUCUUAUCAAGUAAAUAGUAUGUGCAGGUAUUGAAAUAUUCACAACUGUAUAGAUUGAAUAAAUUGUUUGUUAUUAUUGUUUUAAUUUUUGAGAUGUACUUAAAAAGUCGCGUAUUUUAAGCUAUACACUUUUUCAUACUGACUUUUGAUUGUACCAUUUUUUAAAUUAUAUUUUAUAUUUGCUUCUGGAACUUUGGAAUAAAGCUUUUUGUUAUAUAAUUUAAUAAUAUAAUAAAUAUUUUAUGAUUAUAAAAAGUAGUAUUAACUAUCAACUGUUUUCAAGUUAAUUUUAUCGCACAUAUUAUUAAGAAAACAUAUUGAUUAUUCAAUAGCCAUGUCUCCAAUUAACAAAUAGAAGAUCAAGAAGUAAUGAAAAAACUUACGCUAAUAGCCAAACAAAAGUGGAAUACAUAAAGAAUUAAAAAAUAAACAUUUGCUUUUGAAAACUUAAAAUGAACCAAAUCUAUCUAAAAAUCUGGCAU